CGUACGUGCAGCAGUGGACCUGAGUCUCCUCCGUGAGCCCUCUGCUAAUUUUUUGGUAUUUUUGGUGGAGGAUACGUCUCUACAGUCCAUCACCAUCAUGAAACUAGUCAGGUUUUUGAUGAAGCUCAGUCAUGAGACGGUGACCAUUGAGCUGAAGAAUGGCACCCAGGUCCACGGUACCAUUACAGGUGUUGACGUGAGCAUGAACACCCACCUGAAGGCGGUUAAAAUGACCCUGAAAAACAGGGAGCCCACUCAGCUUGAGUCACUGAGUAUCCGUGGCAACAAUAUCCGCUAUUUUAUCCUGCCUGACAGCCUGCCACUGGACACGUUGCUGGUUGACAUUGAACCGAAGAUCAAGUCCAAGAAGAGAGAAGCAGUGGCUGGUCGAGGUCGAGGCAGAGGACGAGGACGUGGACGGGGAAGGGGACGAGGACGAGGCGGCCCGAGGAGAUGAUCACAGGGCUAUUGAGUCUCUAGUCACCACCUCGCUGUUUUUGUACAGGAUUUUUUCUUUUCCACAGGAAACGUUUUGUGAAUUUCAGUGUGUUUUUCUCUAUUUUCCCUUUUUAUUUUGUACAUUAAAAUGCUCCUUAUGAAGCAGA
Messenger RNA from Scomber scombrus (Atlantic mackerel), 605 nucleotides. It is a transcript of the gene snrpd1, whose product is annotated as small nuclear ribonucleoprotein D1 polypeptide. Gene Ontology annotation, cellular component: U1 snRNP; catalytic step 2 spliceosome; SMN-Sm protein complex. The coding region runs from base 98 to 457 and encodes 119 amino acids. Gene Ontology annotation, biological process: RNA processing; spliceosomal snRNP assembly. The transcript is spliced from 4 exons. The record is from RefSeq and is a predicted model, not a curated record. NCBI's taxonomy places the organism in Eukaryota, Metazoa, Chordata, Actinopteri, Scombriformes, Scombridae. Gene Ontology annotation, molecular function: RNA binding.